Molecule: messenger RNA, 783 nt
Organism: Elephantulus edwardii (Cape elephant shrew)
Lineage: Eukaryota; Metazoa; Chordata; Mammalia; Macroscelidea; Macroscelididae
Product: cathepsin G-like
Exons: 5
Coding region: 1-783 (260 amino acids)
Biological process (GO): proteolysis
Cellular component (GO): intracellular membrane-bounded organelle; cytoplasm
Molecular function (GO): serine-type endopeptidase activity
Source: RefSeq, a predicted model, not a curated record
AUGAGGAUGUCUGGAGCACUUCAGUUGCACACUGGUCUCCUAAAAAGCCAAGAGGAACGAGAAGCGGUUGCUGCCUACAAGAAAAUCAUCGGGGGAAAAGAGGCCAGGCCCCAUUCCCACCCUUAUAUGGCUUACCUUCAGAUCCGAACUCCAAAUAGUAUAAGCACUUGUGGGGGAUUCCUGGUCCGAGAAGACUUCGUGCUGACAGCAGCUCACUGCUUUGGAAGCUCCAUAAACGUCAUCUUGGGGGCUCAUGAUGUUCAGAGGCCGGAAAGUACCCAGCUGCACAUCCCUGUGCUCAGAGCCAUCCCCCACCCUCAGUAUAAUCCACAGACCAACAUCAAUGACAUCAUGUUGCUGCAGCUUAGAAAUAGAACCAGAAGAAAUCAAGCCAUACGGCCCGUGGCUAUGCCUCAGCGCCAGGCAGGGCUGAGGCCAGGCACCUUGUGCACUGCAGCUGGCUGGGGCCUGAUCAGCUUAAACAGGAGAACAAGCAUCCUUCAGGACGUCCAGCUGAUGGUGCAGGGAGACCAGACAUGCCGUGUUCGCUUCAAUGCUUACAACAGCCAAAUGCAGAUUUGUGUGGGAGACCCAAAUAUAAGGAAGUCUGUUUUCCUGGGGGAUUCUGGGGGGCCCCUCGUAUGCAACAACGUGGCUCAUGGUGUCGUCUCUUAUGGAGAUGGAAGAGGGAUCCCUCCAGCAGUCUUCACCAGGAUUUCCAGCUACUUGCCCUGGAUAAAGGAAACAAUGAGACGUUUCACUCAGCAAGGAGCCUCUUCCUGA